Molecule: messenger RNA, 2704 nt
Organism: Tuber aestivum (summer truffle)
Lineage: Eukaryota; Fungi; Ascomycota; Pezizomycetes; Pezizales; Tuberaceae
Source: the annotation of a GenBank genome assembly
GUGCCCGCGUUGAAGACUGUAACUUGUAUUCAUCAACCUCACACACCCUCUCCCCAUGCCCACCCCCUUAUCUACUGCUCAUCGCGUGUACUCCCACCGUAUGAACUCCCCUAAUCGCCCGCGACCGGUCGUUAUUCCGACUUCUCUCCCUUCGGCGACAUUGUUUGAUCCCUCCUCAAUCAGUACACACCCAUCGGCCAAUGCCUUUACGGAUGAUCACCGACGCACCAUCCUGUUGCGCGGGAUAAAUGUUUCUGGCGACGCGAAAUAUCCCCAAAAUAAUCCCCUUGCCGGAACACCUGAAUUCUACGAUGACAACGUGAGCUAUGUUGGAAAACCUUUUGGAUCGGCGGACGAAGCCAAGGCCUGGUGGUGUCGGCUCAAGGGUUGGGGUGUCGGUGUUGUGAGAAUGGUUGUGUGCUGGGAAGCUUUGGAACCUAGAGAAAUGUGAGUUACCGUGGUUCUUGGUGCUUUUCACGGUGCCCCCCCCUCCGGAGCUGGGUCUUGGCGCUGAUGCGGCGAUAGGGGUAAAUAUGACGAUGAGUAUAUCGACUUUCUGAGAGUAAUCUUAGAGAAAGCCAACGAAGUUGGAUUAUUAGUCUUCAUUGAUUGUCACCAGGAUGUGGUAUGUAAGUCGCUCCCGGCGGAGAAAGCGCUUCUAAGAUAAUCUAGUGGUCCCGUUUCACCGGGGGCUCUGGUGCUCCCUUGUGGACAUUCCAUCUCGCGGGGCUUGAUCCUUCUGCCUUCCCUGCUACUUGCUCAGCAGCUCUCGAUUCUGCAGGGACCAGUGGUCAUUAUUCAACCCCCUCUGGUCGUCUUUGGCCUACUAACUACUCCAAAUUCGGCCCCGCGACCAUGUUUACACUCUUUUUCGCCGGCGAGAUAUUUGCGCCCUCAGCAAUCUAUGAGGGGCCAAUUCAAGAGUUCCAGGCCAAGAACAUCGGCCAAGUACUUCGUAUAGCCUAUGUGAGGGCAUAUUCCCAUCUCGCCUCGCGAUUGAGAGAUCUACCAAACAUCUUGGGAUUUGACGCCAUGAACGAACCUCACCCCGGGUACAUUGGAUUGCCCAGUCUGCAUCGGUUCAAUGAAAAUACCGAUUUGCAUCUUGGAUAUAUGCCUAAUGCACUGGAAAGUAUGUCACUAGCUGCGGGUAUCCCAACUUCAAUAGGAUACUACUCAAGGUCGUGGCCGCAUCCCUCGAGGAGGUCAAGGAGUGAAGUUCUUAACAAAGAAUGUAAAUCUGCGUGGCUACCGGGGAGGAGGGAUGUCUGGCGAGAAGAGGGUGUAUUUACCGUCGAAGACGGAAAAGUCAAGUUGGGAUCUCGCGGAGAUAGCUAUUUCAUGACAAAUCCUCUCACGGGUAGUGAAGUAGAUUUUGAGAAGGAUUGCUACGUUCCAUUCCUUCGCUCAUUUAUGCGAAGUGUCGGGGAUGCAGUCAAAGGAUACAACGCGGGUAGGUGGAUGUUUAUUGAACCGGUCCCCAAUCUCGGACCGCCCGUAUGGGGUGAUGACGAAACAAAAAAACCGGCAGAGCAGAACAUAUGCUACUCACCACAUUGGUACGAUAUCCGUGUUCUAUACGAAAAAAGCCUUUGGUAUGGUGUUACCUUUGAUGUUUUAUCACUCGCUAGUGUAAGUUUAUUGGUGCCUAGCAUGGUUGAGACUGUAUUGACUGUUACAGGGCUCUCGGAAUCUUCUUAAACAUACUUAUUUUGGCCGGGAAGGACUUACUGCUAAUUAUGCAACCAAUUUCGCCCGAUUCACCUCACAUUUGUCUACCUUCCGCCCCUCACCAUCCUCCCACACCCCAAUUCUCAUAGGGGAAACCGGGAUUCCAUUCGAUAUGAAUGGGCAAAAUUUAUAUGUUACCGGAGAUGUCCACAUGCAGCUUUCACAACUGAACUCCAUCUUCCACGGAAUGGAAAAAUCACUCCUCAACUGGACCGUAUGGAACCUUACACUCUCCCACUCAACUGCUGCAACCAGAGCAGAUACACCAGCGGCCAACGAAACGGGUGCUGCGAUCCAAUCUGGCGAUGGAUGGAAUAGCGAAGAUUUCUCCCUCGUCUCCCUUUAUAGCCCGAGUACUGUUGAGGUCCCUCUCGAGCCCUCACACUUUGGCCCAACCAAUGAAGGAGUACCCCUGACGCGGGCUCGUAGCUUCGGGAAUCUCUACCUUGGAGGAAGGCUGCUGCCGGCACUUCUUCGCCCGUAUCCCGCUAAAACGGCUGGGAAGUUAAUUUCUUCUCACUUUCUGAUGGACAGCAGGAACUUCCACAUGGAAUUCGCUGGAAACACAUCCGAAAAAGAGAUAGAGCGUACAACAGAGAUAUUUGUCCCUGCAUAUCACUUCUCCGGACAAAGAUGUUUAGUGAAGGUUAACGAUGGCCAUGAGCAAGAGUGGGUUGUGAAUACGCCUAGCGUGGACGCGAAAACUGAGGGAGGGGUUGAGUGGAGAUGGAGAGAGGAAAAACAGGGAAUGACGGUAGUUCACCCGGUCUCGGGGGGGCUGAUAACUAUCGAAAUCAGGGUUCUAGAAAAUGUGGAGAGUAGUAGCUUUAUAGAAACCUUGGUCGGAGGAUUUGUGUAAAUACCUUUCUGCUUAUAUUUCGCACGGUCGUGCGUCGUCGGUAGAUAGUCGCCUUUUAAGAUAGAAAGCCCAGCGUGCCUUUCUUCAGAACAGAAUAGAUAUCAAGAUCCUUUU